UAUCACUGAAGUGCCAAUGAUUUAGUCCAUAACUAUUCCACAAAUACGACACAUUUCCAUGUGACGAUAUCAGGAACAUUUGAUGCAUGAACAACGGAACGUCCAUCGUGCAGAAGGAGCGAUGAAUCGGCUCUGGGUAGAUUUUCGCACAGCAAGGACGAGAAGAGAUUGUUGAUGGCUUUGGGAGGCGACAAUCUUAGCAGUGGGAAGAUCAUGGCUAAUAAAGAUGACUCAAUAAUUAUUGGUGAUGAUAUGAUCGCAUGUUUACAUUGUCAAAUUUAAAUUAUUAAUGUAUUUAUUUUAAUACUUUCUUAAUGCUGUUCAUUUAGUAUUGGACGAGUGGCCCAGCACUGAAGUGAGCGGCUGCAUGCGGAAGGUUGCGAGUUCACUUCCUAGUUUUGGGUUGACUCGGCCCAUCAUCCCUCCGUUGUCGAUAAAAUGAUUACCAAUUCGUGGAGAAUUCAGCAGCGGUUUUCCUCAGUAUGGACUCGCCCCCCUCAUAGGAACGUGGAAUUUCCACCACUGGCCGAGGGCUGCGAACGGGUGAGCACUGCCCUCGAAAAGGCUAAUUUGAGGAAUAACUACUUUGACAUUUAUAACAGACGCAUAAAUAUUUUUUGGAAAUGUCUUAGUGUCUGCAUGUGGUUAUCUGGCUUGACCACUUGAAUGUGAAGUUGUUUCUCUCCACAAUAGAGGUGUUUUUUUGGGUUAAAUCGCGAAUUAACCCCCCUCCCCGCCAAAAAAAACAUCCCCCUCUAUUAUGGAUAAUAUUGGUCGCGAACGCCUCAGUGUUCAACGGACUGUUGCUCUUCAUCGACAUCGUCGGCCGUACGGAAGGAAAAAAAGUGGCGCCGAGGGAUGGGCUUGGAGGGAGGGAGGAGGAGCAGCAGCAAGAAGGAGGCUGAUUGCGGUGCUGAUGCGGGUGCGAGGACCGCGUAGAGCGACGUCGCAACCGAGGUAGAGCGUAAAACCCUUUGACGCCGAAGGAGGAGGACUUAGAGGGUGCUGGGCAAAAUCCCGGAUCGCAUGCGCUUCGGACUGAGAGCACGGGGAGGGGGUGGGGGGUGUCACUGCGCUGCGUUAACGAGGCGAGAGCGUGGGUGAGGAAGACGUUAGCGGCUCCAGGUAACGUACUGCGCGAACGGCACUUGGCCCCCCAAAAGUGCGUUGAGACUACACGGGGGAGUUUUGGUUUUGUGCACGGCGUGCCCGCGUGUGUUCGUGUGCGAGAGGGCACUGCGCGUCGAACGCGUGUCCUGUGUGUAUGUGCGCCGAUAUAAGCGUCACGUAUGCAGGAUGGGUCAUAUUACUGUAACUGCUGGGCAUCUGUGAAAAAGAGGUUUACAUCUCAUCGGAUUCCUCCACUGUGAAUGCACAUUCUGAUUGCUGAUUUUAAAACGAGCACACCUGUGUACGCGUUUAUGUCAUGCGUGUUUAAAAAAAAGCGUCACGACAAUGAUGAUGAUGAUGCUGCUGCUGCUCUUGAUGACCACACAGGUAACUACUGGGCAUCGUUCAGUGUCCACGCACUGCUGGCGUAGGGCUCGCGCUGCAUGGACAGGUGAAAUGGUGUGGAAGUUAUCAUGGAAUCAAACGGACCUGCGCUUCAGAUCAUUAAACGCAACAAGAUAAUCAUUCAGAAGUGUCUACAUGGGAAUCUGCACACAGCACUUGAUCAAUCAUGUCAGGAAAGUAUGGUUACGGACGAUGAAUACAAGACUGUUUUUGCUGAAGCUAACCCCGUGAAACAAGCACGGUAUCUUGUUAACCUGAUUAUUGACAAGGGGGAGACGGUCUGUAUGAAGUUUCUGCAGGUUGUACUGGUGCCACUGAGAUCAGAAAGCCAUCUCUUGGAUGAGUGGAUCACCGUGAAUGAAGAGGAGCUGCUUGGAAUGGGCAUCAGAGUGAACAACACCGAGAACCAUGUCAUCCGUGGAGAAGCUUUCCGAAAACAUAUGAAUAAAUACAAAACGUAUUUGAAUAAGCUAACUGCGGUUUCACAUGACUACAAUUCGUUGCCUGGAGAAUUCACAUACUUAUCAGAGAAGAUGGUUAGUCCUGUGCUGGUGCAUUACUACCACAGGGAUGAAAAGAAGACGCAUGAGUUCCUUGGAAGAGCCAAUGACCACGAGAGGAUGAUGCAGGAAGCAAAUUGCAAUGGGAUCACCUACCUGCAACUCUUUGAUCCGAUGGAAUCAAACGGAGAGAUACCUCGUCUGGUCGUUGUGGUCGGAGUCCCUGGCAUUGGUAAAACCACCAUGAGCAAAUUCAUUGUGAACAGAUUGUCAACAGCUGGCGACAUCGUAUUUGAUCAAAAAUUCAAAAAUGUUGUCUACGUACGAUUCAGAGAGCUGAAUGAAAUGGGUGAAGUGUCACUCAAGGAUCUGUUUGGAAACGUACAUGCUGACUUGGGAAAGGUGGCUCAUGAAUUAAUUGAAGACCCAGCAAAGUUAUUGUUUAUAAUGGAUGGUUUGGAUGAAUUUGGAAGGUGUCUUGAUUUAUCCAAGGCUUGUAAUGAUCCAUACAAGAAAACAUAUGUAGAAGCCAUCAUUGCUGGUUUGGUGACGGGAAGGCUUCUGCUCGAAUCCUCCAUCCUGAUUACAACGCGACCCCUAGCGAUGGAGAAGCUGGAUGAAGCAAAAGUGGACCGCGCUGUUGAAAUCGCCGGGUUUUCUGUAGACGAGAGGAAAUCAUUUUUCCCCAAGUUCUACAAAGACAACGUGCUAGGUGACAGAGCAUAUCAGCUUCUGGAGCAAAACACACUCUUGGGUAGUUUGUGCUACAAUCCUUCAUUUUGUGAGAUGGCAGCAAUAACCAUUGAGGAUCAAAUAAAAAAUACAGGUACACCUGAGUUUUCCCCACAAUCUACAACUGAACUGUUCACACGUUAUAUCUUUGUCCUCAUCAAGCGCCAUAGAAACAAAGCAGCAGGGGAAAAACACAUUGCGUCUAUUGCUAAAAUGGCUUUAGAAGGUGUUCAAAACAACUUCCAGAUAUUCACACAAGCACACCUACAAGAGUUUGAGAUUGAAGCUGAUGAAGUUUCAAGCACAUUUAUCAAUAAUGUGUUUAAAUGUGAUGGCGUAAAGCGUGAUACAUGCUAUUCAUUUUCCCACCUGACACUUCAAGAAUAUUUUGCGGCCUUAAGUGUAUAUUUGCAACCAACACAUUCAUUCUUCAGACAGCUAGUGGAUCGAAUACGUCCAUCAAAAUAUUCAGUUUCUAACAUACUAAUGAAUAUGAACAAUGAACCAGACGGACGGUAUGACGUGUUUCAGAGGUUCAUUUGCGGACUGGCAUCCAACACUCCCUGGAAGAUCUUAGAAGGCGUCCUUUCUGGGCCAUCGGCUGGUUCUCAAAACAAGGUCAAGGAAUGGAUCAGAUACAACAUAGUGAACCACAUGGGAGACAAACAGAGGCUCAUCAGUCUGCUUCAUUGCCUGUAUGAGCUACAAGACCCAAAGGCCUUGAGUAAUGUCACUCGAUCCAUGACAGAGAUUGAUUUUUCACACACAAAGCUGUCACCGCUGGACUGUACUGCAGUCUCCUGGCUUCUGCAGUAUCGAGAUGAACUAUUGGAGAAAGUUGACCUAGAGUCAUGCGGAAUCGGCACUGAAGAAAUCAAGAGACUCCAGCCUGGACUGCACAAGUGUAAAGCAUUGUGGCUUGGUGGAAACGACCUGAAGAAUGAGGGAGUAAGGAUCCUGGCGAACGGGAUGAAGGGGAUAGAUGGGCAAUUGGAAGUCCUUUUCCUGAUCGGCUGCUCACUGACAGAUGAUGUAGGUCCGGCACUCCAAGGCAUCAUCAAGGCCAACAAAGGAUUGAGGGAUCUCAGGCUGAGCGGCAACCAGAUAAGAGACGCAGACUUCCAGCUCCUGGCGCAUGGAAUGGCGCGGAGAGAAGGGCGUUUGGAGACGUUGCAAAUUAAUUACUGCGCAUUGACGGACCAGUCAUGCCGUGCAGUGCGUGACAUCAUCAGGGCCAACUCAUGCUUGACGAGUCUCUGGCUAGGUGGUAAUAAGCUCAAAGACCAAGGAAUCAAGCUCCUAGCGGAAGGGAUGGCGGGGAGAGAAGGACAUUUGAAAGAGUUAUUCUUGCAGGAAUGCUUGCUGACGAGCAUGUCAGGUCCUGCACUCCACGACAUCAUCUAUGCGAACCCAGGCUUGAGGGAACUCUGGUUGAGUGGCAAUGACUUCCGUGCAGAAGAGAAGAUGGAGUUGAAGAGCAAAUGGACUCACAGAGAAGAUCUGAAGAUUACAUUUUAAUCUGAGAAUACCCAGACGUUGGCAAACUAACUCAGAGCAGCUCCGUUAAUUUCAUUUAAGUGGUUUUAAGCAAUUGGAGAUAUCCACCAGAGAGACGCAAUCAGAACAGACAGAUGUUAAAAGCUGGACAAAAUGUAAAUGCUGCGCUAAACUUGAACUUCUUUCACACCAUACGUAGCCAACUAUGCUAAUAGGAGGUGCAGGGGGAAGAAAACAUAAUAUCUACGUAUAAAUAAUUAAACAAAGAGAGUUCAUUCAAUAAAGAGGUGGAAAAGAGCAGAUUGGAGCGCUUUUGAAACUGGAUAAUGUAUGCAACAUAGCCAUGUGAAGUAGAACGUCUUUGAUUAAUCACUCUCUGCUAUGACACAUGAAUCAAUAACAUGGUCGUGAAUGAAAUAAUUUAAACUAAAAGUUAACACUGUACAAGGUAGCAAGGGUAGAUGUUUGCUCAGAAUCGCAUUGAAGCAGAAGGGGGGGUGACAUGUUUUAGAUAACACAAGCAGGUGACACGCACCGUGAAAUGUGUUGCAGUGAACGUCAACCGCGGAGAAUGGAGUGAUAGACUCGGCUUCGUGUGCCGGUGCUAGGCGCAUUGUUACAAGAAAGGAUCGUGACAUAUCGCGAUGGCGUGGGGGAGACCUUCAUCCAGCAGUGGAUAGAGCACGGUUGAUGAUUGAUGAUCAACGCUGGCCCCCGAGCUGCUAUUGACGAAUGUGUUGGGUAGUUUGUUUGUUUGACAAGCUGGUGCCGAGUUGACAGACACGCAGUGGCGUCUGUAAGCUGCGCGUGAAGGCGACGCUGCAGGUGAUUCGGUGAAGUGUGUUAGAUCAAUGUACAGACUCGUGUCAAGCCAUACGGUUCACCCAUAUUCUUGGUGCAGGGAAGUUGAGGUCCACACGGCGUACAGGCGUUUCAAUACGGGCAAAAAUAUUUUUUGGGGUCUGUUUGUGUUUCUACCUUGUUAUGGGGACUUUGUAGGAUUAACGUUGAGAUUUAUAAGGGGCACGGGGUGACCAAUAAGGUCUGAAUUGGUCUGUAAUAAUCAGGUAGGCACUGACAAGGCGUCGAUAGGUAUGAAUUUACACGUUUCUUUGUUAUGCGCCCGCUAUUGGCACGACGCGCCCCAGCGCGUUGGGCAGUGGUGUGCGCGGAUCGCGCUGCCAAGCGAAUCGUUCGUCGGGGAAGCGAGGUUUUUGUCGCGAUUCCUGAGGUGCAGUAAGGCAACCGCAAGCCUCGGGCAUCUCCUUCUCGUGUGCCAAUCUUUCGUAGAUCCUCUCCGCGCCAGCGUUUGUCUUGUGCACGGAUUUGAAGGCGCCACCAUCUCCAACUCCGUCGUCCGAUUACGACGACCCACCCCCACUUUGUCUGUCUCUCUCUCUCUCUCUCCAGUGACCCCACCACUCUCCACUCCUCCCCCCCACCUGACCCCACAGUACGCCACUGCUCAAGCAUCUCAGCACGUGUCAAAACUAGAUUCGGAGCUUUCGUGCCUGCAGGAAUGACUCUUUGGUUCUUUCGGCAAAGUCACGUGGAAAGAAAUUAAAGAACUCCUCCCCAAUCGAAACGUCGUUUUCUAUUACUAUUUAAUUUAAAUGAUUUCUACGUGACUUUACCGAAAGAACCAAAGAGUAAUCUCAGUACGUGUCAAGAAAAAAACUUUGUUUGCAAUAACUUUAUUUUUUUAUACUCGUUAUUUCAAAUCGGCUGUGGCUAUAUUUAAUGGGUGCAUGGUCGUGUCGUAAAUAUAAUAUGUACUGUAACCAGUGAAAUAUGUAUGCGUGAGAAUGAGGUUCGAGAGCGUGCUGUCCCUAAACAUUUUCUUUAUUAUGGGAAAAUUUUGUUCAAUUUACGCGAUUUUGAGUUACGUGCCGUUUUUCAGGAACACAACCCCCGCGUAAAACGACAAGUAGCUGUAGUUUAUUCACUCCUUCCUUACUUCGGUUCGCCAAUGCUAUCAAUGUACAUAUUUUGUUAAUCUAUAGCGCAUACAGCUGUAGCAACUGUUCAGUAUAAUACAUUAUUGACAUGUUAAAGUUUCAGGAGAGAACGGAAAAACGUUCAUGUUCACUUAAUAAUUGCUCAAUUAUGUCAUGAAAACGUUCCUUAACCCUCGCAUUUAGUUAACACAAUGACAAUAACGAAUCCCAAAUGAUUAUUCACCAAGACAUUUACAAUGUAAUACCACCGCAAACAUUGGUAGUUCAUCUGUGUCCCCAUCAGAUGAUGCUGGAUGUAAUUACCAGCUAAACGUCGUACUCAGAUUGUAAAUGUUGUGGAUUUACUCUCCAACACACCGGUGGGCUGAAGUAGUAACUAUUUGGCGUUUUGUUUACGUGACAAAUC
This is a messenger RNA of Petromyzon marinus (sea lamprey), 6608 nucleotides long. RefSeq names its product NACHT, LRR and PYD domains-containing protein 3-like. The record is from RefSeq and is a predicted model, not a curated record. Gene Ontology annotation, biological process: regulation of apoptotic process. Gene Ontology annotation, molecular function: protein binding. Gene Ontology annotation, cellular component: cytoplasm. NCBI's taxonomy places the organism in Eukaryota, Metazoa, Chordata, Hyperoartia, Petromyzontiformes, Petromyzontidae.